AUGGUUGAUUUGAAAAUUUCAAUACUUGGACUAUUUGCUCAGUUGAUAUUACUACUCUCAAUUUUUGAUAUUUAUUUCAAAUCUCCAAUUAUCAGUGGUAUACCAGACCAGCAUGUGGAUUAUGAACCACCGGCUGAUCGACUAGUACUAUUUGUGGGAGAUGGAUUACGUGCGGACACAUUUUACAACUAUGCCAAUGGAAAUAGCCAAUAUUUCAAGAAUUUAUUGAAAACCAGUGCAACGUACGGUAUAUGCCAUACUCGAGUGCCAACUGAGUCACGUCCUGGUCAUAUUGCUCUUAUAGCCGGAUUUUAUGAAGAUCCAUCAGCUAUUUUCAAAGGAUGGAAAGACAAUGUUGUUGAAUUUGAUUCAGUAUUUAAUAAAAGUGAUACAACCAUUUCUUGGGGUAGUCCUGAUAUUGUUUCAAUGUUCAAGAAAGGAGCUAUUGCGGGCAACGUACAUACUUAUACCUAUGAUCCUGAACUACAAGAUUUUAGUGGCAAGAAUGGAUCUAGUAUAGUUUUGUCAGAAUGGGUAUUUAAUAAAGUUAAAUGGUUCUUUGAUGAGUCAAAAAGUGAUAAAAUAAUUCAAAGCAAAUUGAUGAAAAAAAAAUUAGUGUUAUUUUUACAUCUUUUGGGUACAGACGUUUCCGGACAUAUCGACAAACCAAAUUCAAAAGAAUAUUUAGAAAAUUUAAUUUAUAUUGAAAAAGUUGUUAAAGAAAUAGAACAGUUACUAGAAUCUUACUAUAACGAUAAUCGUACAGCAUAUAUUUUUACAUCUGACCACGGUAUGACAGAUUGGGGUUCACAUGGAGAUGGUUCAGCUAGCGAGACUGAAGUACCUAUAGUUACCUGGGGUGCUGGAUUAUCAUAUGCCAAAAAUAAUUCAAUUUCUUUGCAAGUGAAUAUUAAUCAGGCUGAUGUUGCACCACUUAUGGCUACUUUAAUCGGUGUACCUAUACCUGUACAUUCAGUAGGUAUUUUGCCUCUAAAUUUAUUUAACACUGAUGCUAAAGCUCGAGCCAAAUAUCUUCUGGCUAAUGCGCUACAAAUAAAUGCUGCUUUUUCAACAGCACGUGUAAACAUUGAACAGCAAUUGUUUAAACUAUUUUAUUCACCUUAUGAACCACUCAGUAUUAAUAUUCAGGAUAAAUACCUUCAAGAUAUUACAAAAUUGAUCGAGCUUUCAAAAACUGAUGAAUGUGUAAAGCUAUGCUAUGAGUGGAUUAAUUUAGGUUUACACGGAAUUAAUUACUACAAUACAUAUUAUAAAUUACCACUUCUUUUUUGUGUAACAUUUGUUAGCCUUGGUUGGAUUACUUUACUUAUACUUGAAACCAAUUCUAUUAAAAAGCGUCGAAAAAUAAAUAGAUUCCAUAAAUUAUUGAUCAAUGGAAUAUUUUUAACAGUUGCUGUAUGUUCUUCAUUUUUAAUUAGUGCUCAAUCUCUUCCAAUGCAAUUUUAUGUGUACACAUUUAUGCCAUUAAUACUCUGGUGUAUGUGUAUUACUAGAAUUUUUCAGAUAUUUAAUUUAUCCCAUAUGAUGCAAAAGAUACUACAAGUUAAAGGAUCAGAAUUGUUUGAAAUAUUAUUUUAUUUAAUUGGCAUUGAACUACUGGUGUGGACAUUUUUUGAACGCCGCAUACUAACUUUAGCCUUAGCUAUACUGUGCUUUUGGAUGACUUUCUAUUCAAUAGAAAAAGGAUUUUUACCUAUUCAAAUAGCCAUAAUAUUUUGUUCUUCUGCAUUAUUUGCUUCUUUCCCUGCAGUAAUUAUUAUUGAUGGUCAUGCAAAUAUAAUUUACGUUGUAUUAGGUGCAGUUAUUUGGCUAUUGGCAGGAUUAAUACACUACAAGAACCAAAGCGGAGUACGUAAAAUUACUACAUUUUUACAAGUAUUAUUGUUAGCUAUAGCAAUUGCAAAUGUUGUGAUUGUAUCAAGUAGUAUAGAAAACAAACAAGGGUUAUCUUUAGUAAACAAAGUAGUUUCUUGGACAAUAUCAAUUUUAUCAAUGUUUUUAAUCAGAAAAACCUCAAAUCUAUUAUCAAAUAAAACAACAGUACUUUUAUCAAUUGGUAUUCCUUAUAUUCAACUAUCAUUAAACUUGGAAGUAUUAUUCAUACUUGUUCUCGUAAUAACAUUAGCAUGUUGGCGAAAAAUUGUGAUAAAAUCUACAGACUCUAGUCAAGCCCUUUGGACCCAAUGGAGACAUGCAUUCUGUUUUUUGUUAUUUAGUUUUGGAUCUUUUUUUGGCACUGGAAAUAUUGCAUCUAUUAAUUCAUUUGAUCCUUCAAUUGGAAGGUGUUUCGUCUCAGUAUUCUCUCCAUUUAUUAUUAUGGGGUUGGUCCUAUUCAAAAUACUUGCCCCUAUUUUAUUGACAUGUUGUACAUUCUACCUCACAAGUAUUAAAUUAAAGAUACCUCCAAUCAAUGUGUUUGCUUUAAUGUUAGCCAUGUCCAACAUAAUGGGUCUUCAUUUUUUAUUUCUAAUAAAAAAUACUGGCAGUUGGCUGGACAUUGGGAUGUCAAUUUCUCACUAUGUUAUUGUUCAAUCACUUGCAUUAUUUUUAUCGCUUAUGUACGGACUGGCAGGAUUAUUGAUCGGUGCUGAAGAAAAUGACUCUGAACAUAGUUCUAAACAAUUAUUGCCAACUACUAACAAAAAAUCAACGUGAAGAAUGAAAUUGGGAAUAUAUUAUAUUACUAAAAUAUUAUUUAUAAAAAAAAAACCAAUUUGAUUACUUAUAUGUAAAUUAUAUAGUAAUCACUAUUAUUGUAUGAUCUCAUUUCAUUAUUAUGAUUGAUAUUCAUCAUAAACUUGAAUAUAAAGGAUACACAACAAGUAAUUUUAUCAAUAAUUGUAUCAGUAAUAAUCAAUCAAAAUGUAGUCAUGAUUAGA
Messenger RNA from Rhopalosiphum maidis (corn leaf aphid), 2900 nucleotides. Its product is annotated as GPI ethanolamine phosphate transferase 1-like. The coding region runs from base 1 to 2676 and encodes 891 amino acids. The transcript has 14 exons. Gene Ontology annotation, cellular component: endoplasmic reticulum membrane. Gene Ontology annotation, biological process: GPI anchor biosynthetic process. Gene Ontology annotation, molecular function: mannose-ethanolamine phosphotransferase activity. The record is from RefSeq and is a predicted model, not a curated record. NCBI's taxonomy places the organism in Eukaryota, Metazoa, Arthropoda, Insecta, Hemiptera, Aphididae.